Messenger RNA from Labeo rohita (rohu), 1006 nucleotides. RefSeq names its product D-dopachrome tautomerase (gene ddt). NCBI's taxonomy places the organism in Eukaryota, Metazoa, Chordata, Actinopteri, Cypriniformes, Cyprinidae. Gene Ontology annotation, molecular function: phenylpyruvate tautomerase activity. The record is from RefSeq and is a predicted model, not a curated record. The transcript has 3 exons. Bases 67 to 423 code for a protein of 118 amino acids.
UUAUCACAAGGAAGCAGAGCCAUCAACGGGCCAUUCUCACACUGGUUAGCAACAGUAACUGUCAUAAUGCCGUUCAUAAAUGUAGAAACUAAUUUACCUGCAAGCAAGUUUCCAGAAGAGUUGCUGAAAAAACUAUGUUCUACAUUGGCUGCAGCUUUGGGGAAACCGGAGGACAGGAUGAAUCUGGUGGUGAAGACUGACCUGCCGAUGAUGAUCGCGGGGUCCUGCUCCCCGUGUUUGUUGAUGUCCUUAUCUGCCAUAGGAGUGACUGAUACUGCGGAGAAAAACAAGGAGCAUAGCGCCAAAAUCUUCCAAUUUCUGACAGAGGAACUUGGACUUGGCGAUGACCGUAUUUUGAUAUUGUUCUACCCUCUGGAGCCGUCGCAGAUUGGAAAGAAAGGAACCGUGAUGAGCUUCUUAUAAGACUUCACAUUCUUUUGUGAAUUUUUAUGUGAUUCCUGUUUGGGAUUCAACUUGCUGGAUAUGCAUUGCUCCUGGAUGAUGGGAACAUUAGUUCUUAUAGGCUUAAGAAUAUAUCCUGAUUUUCUUGAAUAGUAUCUUUUGAUUCAAAAAUAAUCACUUUACUAAAAUAUAAAAUGCAUUUAGCAUUUUGAUAGCAAAUCAAAUAAUGGAUUGGAUGUGUCUGUUUUUAGACAAUACGUAAAAUAAGUUGUAAGAGUUAAAUGUAUGAAUUGAAUAAUGCGUUACAUUGGAUCAAUGUUUGUCACUUUUUCUGAUAAAGUGCCAUCUUAAUCAGUUAAUCUACAGGUCAAAUCAGACCAUAAUCACCAGCUAACAAAAGCCAUAGAAAAUAUCCGUAACCAAUGUAGUCAGUUAAGGUCUAACAGUCAGUUUGGAUUUGCACAGAUGUUAGUUGCAUAGCACAGAGUAUAGAAAAUGUCUUUUCUCACCAAUUGCCUUUAUCAUCAACUGUGUCAAGUAUAUUGAUUCAGAAAUUUGUUAAAAAUAAAUGGGGGAAAACAAUAAAAUGCUCCAUGAAUAAAAA